AUGGCGUCUUUUCAUAACAUCUCGAGAUCAGGACCAUCAUCACAUCUCCAGAAGACCGCUGAGUCACAUCUCCACGCGCUCUCACCGCGGACGCUUUCUCCACGAGACUCCCGGUCUGACACGAUGCUGACCAUCACGAUGAAAACCCUGCAGCAGCAGACGUUUAAAGUGCACAUAGACGAGGAGCUGACGGUAAGAGCUCUUAAAGAGAAAAUAGAGGAAGAAAAGGGAAAAGAUUCUUUUCCAGCCGCUGGUCAAAAAUUAAUCUAUGCAGGUAAAAUAUUGAACGACGACAUACCUCUAAAAGAAUACAAAAUGGACGAGAAGAACUUUGUAGUGGUAAUGGUAACUAAGCCAAAAUCUCCAUCACCUCCUCAAGCUCCUCUUGCCAUUACCCCAGCGUCAGUAAGCAUCCCUCUCGCAGAACUUUCUGUCCUUUCACCAUCACCUCCCGACGCUCCACCCGCGGAGCCCGCAGUGCCUGUAUCGACCCCAGCUCCUGACCGUGCCGAACCAGCUCCUGAACAUGCAGAACCAAAACCAUCAGUGGAACCGCCCGCCCCACCCGUCAAAGCGCCCCCUGUGGCCUUAGAUGUCGGUGCAGAAUCCUCAGAACCGGUUGAAGUGACCCCAGAUCCAGUUCCCCUCUUAGAGGAGGGGACCCAGGCCAUUGCCCAAUCAGAGGCCAGUUCCUUGGAUGAACUGGGUCUGCUAGAAACAGCUGCUUCAAUACUAGUUACAGGUCAAGCAUAUGAGAAUUUAGUGACGGAGAUCAUGUCCAUGGGUUAUGAGAGAGAACAGGUGAUCGCCGCCUUACGAGCGAGUUACAACAAUCCGGACCGAGCGGUUGAAUAUUUGCUUAUGGGUAUACCCACACAAUCUGAGCCGCCACCCCAGGAAGUCGUGCGCCCCGCCCCCGUGUCUAACCCCGCCCCCUCAGCACCACAGCGACCUCAGCCGCCACCUGCUGCAGCCGGUGCCGUGUCGGGAUCUGCGCAGGCGUCGGAAAACCCGCUGGAGUUCCUGAGGAACCAGCCGCAGUUCCAGCAGAUGCGACAGAUCAUCCAGCAGAACCCCGCCCUCCUUCCCGCCCUGCUGCAACAGCUGGGUCGAGACAACCCGCAACUCCUGCAGCAAAUCACGCAGCACCAGGAGCGGUUCGUACUCAUGCUGAACGAGCCGCGCGUCGGGGAGGCGGACGCCGCGUUAGCUGCGGAAGCCGCGUUAGCUGCGGAAGCCCUCAGCCCACCGCAGACAAACUACAUCCAGGUCACGCCACAGGAGAAGGAAGCAAUCGAUAGGUUAAAAGCUCUUGGUUUCCCGGAGGGACUCGUCAUUCAAGCGUAUUUCGCCUGCGAGAAAAACGAAAACCUCGCCGCCAACUUCCUGCUCCAACAGACGUUCGACGACGAGUGAAGGCUGCAGCGGGACGCGCGGACACUUGGGGGCGACAGAGAGCGCGAGCGUUCGGCCGCAUGUUGCGUGUGCGCGCGUGAAUGUGUGUUACGAUUAGACAGCCGACUGGUCUUCCUUGAUGGUUCCUUAUGGAGUCGCGACAGGAGCCGUGCCGAUGUGACGUUAUAUCGGAGCACAGCUUUAUUUUUGUUUGGCGUCUGUUGUCUGUGUGGUUUUUGCUGCUAUGCUACGUCGCGUUUGAGCGUGUUUACGCAUCAGAGGUAGGCCCAAACGUGCUCAACGUCGUCAUUAUCGAUUUCCCGCCAUUAAACUCGUCAGACGUUUAUGAGGUCUUACACGUGUCAUGUAACAUACAGAUGUGAGUCAGGGUAUGAUUUGACUCGAAUAAAAAACAUCUUUAAGGAAUAGUUAAGUAUGUCAAACAUUCAUAAGGAGUUAAAAUAGUUUGUUUUGCUUUUUCCCACUUAGACAGCGAAGUUGUGGAGCAAAAACCAGUUCGAGUAUGCAAUGGUAACUGUAUGAUCUGUGAUUUUGAAUGGUGCCCAAAAUGCUGCAAUAACCGUUGCUGUUUUAUUAAGUGCGAGUGUAUUAUUUGUGUAUUUAACACCACAUGAUAUGCAUACAAGUGAAGCGAUUUGAGUAUAUUUUUGCAUAUUGGAGCAGUGGAGAGGAAUUGUGGAAUUGGAAAACUGCUUAAAAAGAGUCUCUGAAUAGGCUACAGGUAAGAUAUAUUUUACAUAAAAUAUAUUUCCCGGUUACAGGGAAGUUUUGCGUUGUUUUAAAGUUCACUUGACGUAGAAGAAGAGUUCGCGCGUUCUGCAGCAAUGGCGUCCAGUUUACACUGUGUGACGCACUUCUCAAUAUAUUUUCAUUUCAGCUGUUUAUAUUGUUUUCUCGCGUGCUGGGAUUUGAUGUGUGGAAAAGAAUAUGUCUUAAAAUGGCUGAAUUCAGCAUAUGUUUGCUGGCCGGAUUAUGAAUGUAUUGUUUCAGUGCUGUGUGAAAUAAAUCGCUUUAACAAAGAUGACAUAAAGUGUCUCGUGAGAAACUG
Triplophysa dalaica is the source of this 2464-nucleotide messenger RNA. RefSeq names its product RAD23 homolog A, nucleotide excision repair protein b (gene rad23ab). Lineage: Eukaryota; Metazoa; Chordata; Actinopteri; Cypriniformes; Nemacheilidae. The record is from RefSeq and is a predicted model, not a curated record. The transcript is spliced from 10 exons. The coding region runs from base 1 to 1416 and encodes 471 amino acids. Gene Ontology annotation, cellular component: cytosol; nucleoplasm. Gene Ontology annotation, biological process: proteasome-mediated ubiquitin-dependent protein catabolic process; nucleotide-excision repair. Gene Ontology annotation, molecular function: damaged DNA binding; ubiquitin binding; polyubiquitin modification-dependent protein binding.